This is a messenger RNA of Neltuma alba, 1682 nucleotides long. RefSeq names its product aspartyl protease family protein At5g10770. Gene Ontology annotation, molecular function: aspartic-type endopeptidase activity. The record is from RefSeq and is a predicted model, not a curated record. Lineage: Eukaryota; Viridiplantae; Streptophyta; Magnoliopsida; Fabales; Fabaceae. Bases 65 to 1498 code for a protein of 477 amino acids. Gene Ontology annotation, biological process: proteolysis. The transcript is spliced from 2 exons.
UCUCAAUGUUUCUUCUCCCUUGUCUUCCUUAAUAUCUUCGACCAUUCAUUACCAGUCUCCAACAAUGGCAAGGGCAAUGGCUUUUUCACCAUUCUUUCUUUUCCUUGUUUCUCUUUAUCUCAUCAUUGCAAAUGGGGUUCACUCUUUUGGAGAGAAGAAGACUUUCAAAGUGCAAAACUUGCAGGCGAAACCACAACUUGCUCCCCUGGGUUGUCUCCUCCCAGAAUCAAGAAGGGAGAAAGGCGCUGUUGUGAUGGAAAUGAAGGACAGGGAUCAUUGUUCAACGAAGAAACAUGAUUGGAAUAGGAGGCUUCAGAAACAACUGGUGUUUGAUAAUCUUCGUGUACGUUGGAUGCAAAACCGAAUCAGAAAAUUGGUCUCUGGUCGUAUUGAGGAUGUUUCAGAAACCCAAGUUCCAUUAACUUCUGGUAUAGUUCUCCAAACUCUAAACUACAUUGUCACAAUGGGAUUGGGUAGCCAGAACAUGACAGUGAUUGUUGACACUGGAAGCGACCUGACAUGGGUCCAAUGUGAGCCUUGCAAGGCAUGUUAUGAUCAACAAGGACCUUUGUUCAAGCCUUCUACAUCCCCUUCCUAUCAAUCAGUUCUUUGUGACUCAACAACCUGUCAAUCUCUUCUUUCUGCUACUGGAAAUUCAGAAACAUGUGAAAAUAACGCAUCGCCUUGCAGUUACAUUGUUAACUAUGGUGAUGGGUCCUAUAGUAAUGGUGAACUAGGUAUGGAGAACCUUAGUUUUGGAGGUAUACCAAUAAACAACUUUGUAUUUGGUUGUGGUAAGAAUAACAAAGGUCUGUUUGGAGGAACCUCAGGCCUGAUGGGUUUAGGAAGAAGUAAACUCUCAGUGAUCUCACAAACGGAUUCUAUAUUUGGAGGAGUUUUCUCUUACUGUUUACCAACAACGGAUGACGGAGCUUCUGGGUCAUUAGUUAUGGGUAAUGAAUCUUCGGUUUUCAAGAAUGUUACUCCCAUUGCUUACACCAGAAUGAUUCCUAAUCCACAGCUAUCUACCUUUUAUGUUCUGAAUCUUACCGGCAUUAAUGUUGGCGGUGUUGCUCUUCAAGCUUCAAGUUUUGGCAAUCAUGGGGUAAUAAUUGAUUCUGGAACUGUGAUCACAAGGCUUGUUCCAUCUGUUUACAAGGCUUUGCAGGCAGAGUUCUCAAAACAGUUCACUGGUUUCCUUUCAGCACCAGGGUUUUCAAUUUUGGAUACUUGUUAUAACCUUACUGGGUAUCAAGAUGUAAACAUACCCACCAUAAGAAUGUAUUUUGAGGAUAAUGCUGAGCUGAAUGUGGAUGUAACUGGCAUACUCUAUGUGGUAAAAGAGGAUGCUUCGCAAGUUUGUUUGGCACUGGCAAGUCUUUCCGAUGAAUAUGAAAUGAGCAUUAUUGGGAAUUAUCAGCAGAGGAACCAGAGGAUAGUAUAUGAUAUCAAACAGUCUAAAGUGGGAUUUGGAGGGGAGCCUUGUGGUUUCUCAUGAAUGGAGAACAUUUACCAAAGAAUAUGUCUUAAGGAGGAUAUAGUUCUUUGAUGCAAAACUUAAGGAAUGUUUGAUAUGAGAAGAGAAACAUAAUUCGUUUCUCUGACACAAAAAAACAAAAAGUAAUAUUAUUAUGUUAUUGUUAUCUUUACCCAGCAAUUGUCCUUUAUUAUUAUAAUGAUUU